UCGCGUUUUAAAAUGUUGAUGUUAUAAUAUUGAAAGUUUUCGCUCUGUUUCAAUCAUAUUUUGUGCCCCUGAAAUCUGAAUCGGCACGUUUUUUCUGCAGAUCGAGUCAUGAUUCCCAUUUUAACGUGAUCUCAAAACAUAAUUAACGAAGAAUUAAAUUUGUGAUCAAAAACUAAUUUAGUACAAAUUGUAGCCGAAGAGAGCGCUUGUUUACUCUGUGAAUCUAACUCAGCAUUCGCCAUCUUAAUGAAUAUGUUCGCCAUUGGAAACCCGGGGAAUUAUUUGUGUAGUCUGUUACCAAGUGAUUCGAAUGAUCGCAGUUGAUUCUUAUUAAGAGUUAUUCAGUGUAUUUAUGAAUCGGUGGACUAGAAAUUUAUAAUGGAAUUUGAGGGCGUAAGGUAGGUGGAUAUCUAUCUAACAAUUCACCAACUCCACCUACUGAUAGUCAGCAGUCCCAAGGAAACCUAGAAUUGGCUACCUACUUUCAGAACUCACAGUUCUGGUGGAUUAUUUAGUCGAAAAAACGUGAAACAAGUUGUUAGAAGCCCUGGAAGGCAUAAAAGUCCUUAAAAUGGGCAAUGCCGCAACGGCCAAUAAAAAAGGAGACUCAGCUGAAAGUGUGAAGGAGUUUCUAGAUCAAGCGAAAGAAGAAUUCGAAGAGAAAUGGAAAAAGAACCCAACAAACACCGCAGGCCUAGAUGAUUUUGACAGGAUCAAAACACUUGGCACAGGAUCAUUCGGCCGAGUAAUGAUAGUCCAACACAAGUCUACCAAAGAAUACUAUGCAAUGAAAAUUUUAGAUAAACAAAAGGUUGUAAAGCUGAAGCAAGUGGAACAUACAUUAAAUGAGAAAAGGAUCUUGCAAGCGAUCAGUUUCCCAUUUCUGGUUAGUCUUAAAUUUCACUUUAAAGACAAUUCAAAUCUUUACAUGGUCCUGGAAUAUGUUCCUGGAGGAGAAAUGUUUUCACAUCUGCGGAAAGUUGGCAGAUUCACGGAAGUUCAUUCAAGGUUCUAUGCAGCCCAGAUCGUUUUAGCCUUUGAAUACUUACAUUAUUUAGACCUUAUAUACCGUGAUCUUAAACCUGAAAAUCUGCUCAUAGAUUCGCAAGGCUAUCUAAAAGUUACUGAUUUUGGCUUUGCUAAGAGAGUUAAAGGCAGAACAUGGACCUUAUGUGGUACACCAGAAUACCUUGCACCCGAAAUUAUACUAAGCAAAGGUUAUAACAAAGCGGUAGACUGGUGGGCCCUUGGCGUUUUAGUUUAUGAAAUGGCUGCUGGUUAUCCGCCUUUUUUUGCAGAUCAACCUAUUCAAAUCUAUGAAAAAAUUGUAUCUGGCAAAGUCAGAUUCCCUUCACAUUUUGGGUCAGACUUGAAGGAUUUGCUGCGCAAUUUACUGCAGGUUGAUCUAACUAAGCGCUAUGGUAAUCUGAAAAAUGGUGUCAACGACAUCAAAGGACACAAAUGGUUUGGGUCGACAGAUUGGAUCUCGGUUUUUCAAAAGAAGAUCGAAGCGCCAUUUAUUCCUAGAUGUAAGGGACCAGGGGACACUAGUAAUUUUGAUGACUAUGAAGAGGAGGCUUUAAGAAUCUCAUCCACCGAAAAGUGUGCCAAGGAAUUUGCGGAAUUUUAAAGUUUUAUUGUCAUACAUCAAUUAACUUAUUUGGACCAAUUUCACGAUUAUGAAAGUGUCAACAGUCUUUGUAAUCUGUGUAAGUCUCUCGUUUUUUAAUCUUUGCAGUAUUAUCAUAUCAGUCCUGAGUAUGUGAUGUCAUUUUCAGUAUCGUGCGUUUUCUGUAAAUGGUUGGAAAUUGCUCUACUUUACUCAUUUGAUCAGCUGAAAUUUUAAAGGAGCUAUAAUCUUGAAUCAUUUGAAAUCAGUUUCGGACAGAUUGUCUCUUUUCAAUCUCAGCACAAGUAAUAAUUUCAUUGAGUUGAACCUCAAUUCAUCUAUUUUUUUAUUUUUUUCUUGUUUCAUUAUUUUCAUUUUUUUUUUUCUUUUUCCAAGUAUCAUUAUUGUGAAGUUGUUCAUACCUUAUUUAACUUGUAUAACUUGAUGCCAUAUCUUAAGCACAUCACACAUCCUAACCAAACAAGUAGCCACAGUGUUUUUCUUCUCUGUUCUCUCGUCUUAUGAUUUCUCUAAUGAAUAUGCCAAGUGUCUUCCUUAAAAUUAAAAGAUUUUGUUUAGAACAAGAUUGAAAAAAUAACUGAGUAAAGUAAAAUGUGUAAAUAUGUUUGUAAAAGAAAUGGUAGGUAAUUAUUUACUAAUAUUAAUCAAAUUUGUAAAUGUCUCCUUUUUCGGAGAAUUUACGGACAAGAGCAAUUCCAAGCUUUUAAUCAUUGAUUUAAGCUGGAUCAAUGUAGUCAUUUUGAUUUCGUUUGUAAUGAGUCCAAAUUUAGCAUUUUUGUGUAUAGGUAUAACCAUCCCAUAGUCCUGUUGUAUCAAAUAGUCUAUUUGCAGUUCGCACAGCAAACUCAAUUCAUGCCAUAGUCAUUUGAUCAUGAUUUUGCAAAUAUUAUUGCUUUUUUCAAAGCACUUAUUUCAGUUUUUGCAUAGAUUCUAUGUGUUGUGUAAAGUUAUCGAUUAAAUUGCAUAGUUGAUGAACUUGAUUUAAUCAUACUGUCCAUUAAUUAAGCUGCCUUAUUGCAUAAUGAGUAGGCCUCUACCUCCUCUGGUAAAAUGCAAUUCAAGCAGUUGUAACAAAUUGUCACUUGAUUUUUGUCACUGCAAUUGAAAUUUGUGAAAGUUUCGUAAAUAAUCUGACUAAAUGUGAAGUUUUGAUAAUAAUAUUUGAAUGCACCAAACGUAAGACGCGAAUUUAUGUAGUUGGUUCGAUUUAGUCCUUAAAACUUAAUUCCUUCAACAAUGACUUCAGUAAAUCAUUGAAAGUGACUUCCUCCUCUUUUUCAUGAUUAUGAAUUCAUCUUUAUCAAAUUAGCUAUGAUAUUUUUGCCAAAUCCUCUUUUUAUCUUUCAGAAACAGUACAUUCUUUGUGAGAAUUUCUAUCCAAACCUUAUUGAAGGCUGAAACAUUUUAGCCACUUAGUGAUGUACCCAGAAACAUUUUGAGAAGGACAUGUUAGGUAGGGGAGGAUGACCGCUACCGUGCUUCUCUAUGGGCCUUCAAAACUUUAGGAGUACAUCACUAACAUAGCCCCCAAACCAUUGUUUUAAUAUCUUACAAUUUGACCAGAUUUCUAUACUUGUACCGUACACUCCUUACAGAGACUGAAAUGUCAAGCUCCUCGUAAUUGAAUCAAAAUUCCUCAUAAACUUAAAAAUUAUGCGGUAACAUCCUUUAUAAUUGUCUUGAAGAUCAUUAAGACUCAUUAAUUGUUGUGGAUUGAGAAAAGGUAGUGAAUUCCUUGACAAUAUGAAUUAGUCCCCGCAGCAUACAGUUAGAAAAUUGUCCUGAGCUCUGUGUGUAAACUUAAAGUCAAAAUUCUCUGCAAGGUUCAAUAUUCUCUGAUUAAGAAUCACACUUAAACCCUGUGGCAAAUCUUUAGCCAUUGCUGAUGUAUAUUCCUUUGUGUAUCCUACCGUCAUCUUCUAAAUUAACAUUUUGUAAGACCAAGGUUAAUUUUUUUCAAAUAAGUUGUUAUUUUUUAUGUAUUAGUAAUGACUUUUCCACAGCAUGACGUAGAAUCAAGGGUGCAUAUGCUUCAUGUAUCAUUUUAUUACAAAACAAAUGACUGAAAAGAUGGCUAUCUUAAUUUUCCUUUUUCCAAGAGUCGCUGCUUAAUACAAGUUUCCUUUACAGCUUUUUAUUUUACGGAGCAAUACCUUUAAAAGACAAACAUAGUUAAGGAGAAUUAUUUCUAUGUAAAUUUACUAGCCUAAAACCUUGACCUCUUACUAACAAUAGCAGAAAGUUGCAUAUAAUUCUUUUUUUUGUCCAUCCACUUCUAAAAAAAUUUAGAGGUGCUCUUCAGAGAAUUCUGAAAGUCAAGAAGAUUCUGCAGCCAUGCCUUGAGUUGUGGAAUAUUCUCUCCUUCGUUUUUCCCUUGCUGUCCUCUUCCUCUUCAUAUUAUCGUUUCAAUAGGUCAUUCAAGUAGAGCAGGGAUUGAAAUUAUUACUUGAUUCCAACUCUGACCCAAUACCCCUAAGGCGAUGACCACAUCAGCCUUUCUAAAAUUGAGGAUUAUAGAGCAAGAUGAUGUGAUGUGCGAAAUGGUGGCUGAAUUUUCUCUAACAUUUUAAGGCGAUGAAGUAUGAGAAAUAAAUGUAUGUCUCUACUUGCAUCCUUAAAUUGCUUUUGAGUGGCUGUCAGGUAGUUUUAAAGCAUCAUACCAAUAAUAGAUUUGAAAAUUAAAUAGCCUCCCUUUCAUUCUGUCCUUCACAUUUUCAUUUUUCAGUAUGAUGGAUCAAAUAUAGUAUCAAAUGAGGUAAUUUUAUCUCUUUUAAUUAACUCACUCUGCUAAGGUAUUCAGCCUAAAUUUGAAAAUCCGUCUACUUCAAUGGUCUAUUGUCAACUAUUUUCCAUCAAUAACUAACUGUCUCUUCCCCUCAUCCUUUUGUACAUUUUGUAAAUUGAACUAAACCAGUGACAACUUUUACUCCAACCGAUUUAAAAGGAGUUAAUUUUUCUGUUAUUCAUAUAAUGUAUUUAAAUUUGACAGUUCAAAGAGCAAGUCUCUUAAGAAAGUUCUGACGUCGAGAAGAUCCAGAUCCUUUGAUUCAAAUUUUAUAGAAUUUCCCACUUUGUACUUUUUAUCGCUAAGUAUAAUUAUGUGUUUCAACCCUCAUGACAAAGUAGUUGCACACCUAUUUAAAGAAAAAUGGUUGUUGUGAUGAACAAUGUUUUUGAGCUCAGGCUUGUCAUUACUUUUAAUCAAUUCAGUGACUGCAUUGCAGGUUUCCUUGAUAUAUCAAUGUUUCUUUUCAAGUAACAGUUCCGAUCAAAAUACAUUUCCCUGCCCAAAUUUCUGAAAAUAAAGCAAUCAAGGCGGUCUGCCUCAUUUUGCUGAGAGACAUAGAUAUAUUGAAAGAAUUUGUGGUGUAUUCACUUGGUCAGUCAAUUGCAUUAAUCCUGCAAGAGGCCUGAUGCUGGUUCAUUGAAGUUUUCAAAAUUUCUCAAGUUUGGUGAAUCUUAAACCUUUUGUACCUAUUAGAACACAAAAUUAAUCAGAAAUGAGCAUUCAAAUUUUUCUGGAACGUCCUCCUUCUCUCAUCCCCAAAAUACACCAGAAAAUGAAAAUUAUAAUAAUCAAAUAUAUAGUCAGAGUUUUGAUUGUAAAGUAGUUUUUAAAAUUUUGCAUCUCUUGAGAGAAGUGCCCUCCUCCCGCCUAGCCUUAUUUUCCCAUUAUUUCCAGGCAAGAGACACCAAUCCCCCGGAGUUUACACCUGUCAGGGUUUUCCUUGGAAUUAAAUUUGUGAAAGGGGUAAAAAACUAUCUCAUCCCUUGGAGCUUCAAUCAUACUGCGGCUCCUAGAAUUUAUAAGCAUCUUGUAAAGCCACCUAGACUAGAGUUGAACACAUGACCUCUCUGCAGAGAAAGGUGAAAUAAAUAAUGACCGUGUCUUUUCUUUAUUCUAUCUUAUUUAAUCAUUUUCUUUCUGUGGUUCAACAAGUACUCAGUAGAAAGAAUGAAUUGUUCAGUCCCUAAUUUUAUUUUUUAAUCUACCAUGUUUUGUACAGCUAAUUCCCUGUUUCACCAACAAAGUAUUCUCUGUUUUUGAGAAAAGAACUUGCCAUGUUUUAAGCUGUUGCUUCACAUUAUUUUAUUUGUCUAUUUUUAGCAAUGGGCGGGGGAAGGCUCCGAAUAGUCAUUGGGCAUCGGUGAGGAAGAUCCCAUAUCAAAAAAGAGAUAAAAGAUCACAAUAAAAUGUAAAAGAAUUCAAUGAUAAUGUGUUACUACUGAAUUGAGUGUACUCAAUAGAACUACUGCUCUCCAUCUUGUUUUGUUAAAUGCUCAUUACAGUAUUCCGUAUGUUCUUGCUACUAUUCGAAGCAUGUUCUCUUGAGGAGAAUACGUUUCCUGUCUAGGAUUGUCUUGGUCUUUUAAAACUCUCAGCCAAGCACUGUUGCUCCUCUUUUUUGUUGUUUGGUUAUUUUUCUUAAUCGCUUUUAAUUUAUGUAGUGGGAACGAAAGAGAUCAUGCUGCCUCAGCUUCCUGAAAUUUUAAAAGCUGUGUUAAAAUUUAUUUUUUUGCCCUCUCCCCUCCUUCCAAUCAAUUAACUGCAAUCUGAUGUUUAAGGCCAAAUUUUGAGUCUUCUCAAACCUAAAAACCAGUCGAUACCUACAAGGUGUGUUGGUUAAGUAAAUCAAUUGUGAAACUGCCAAAACGUGCAUCUUAAUUGCGGUGGCUGAAAACCUCUGCCAUUAUUUUAUUUCAUUGAAGAAGAAUGGACCAACACUAUAUUUUUUUAAAUUUUCCCAGAGAAGACGACUCAGAAAGGUCUUAAAGGAAUGACGUCAAGUGUUUUUCCAUUUACUUAGAAACUAAGUAUGACCAGUAGCCUGCAGCAUCGCAAAAAUAGAUACCCGAUUUUGCUAUUUCACAGUCGAAAUGUUGUGAAAACACUCACACUGUUAACAAUUCAAAAAAAUUUCCCUGUUUCAUUCUUCUGUAAAAACAUUAUACAUACUUUAAGAUGUUGAUGGAUAUUUUCAUGGAAUAUGCUCUUGAUAGAAAGUAGAAAAUUUUUCUGAUCGAUCUUUUAUAACUGACGCUUCAUUAAGUAUUUAAAAAUUUCCAUGUCAUGAAGAUUAAAAUAUAAUGAUGCUAAAAAAAUUUUCUGUCUAAAACAAUCAUUACUCAUGAUGUGAAAGUGUCAUGCACACUUCUUACCAUACAACCCCAGAAAUAUUUUGAGUGCUAGAGGUUUCUCCCAAUUUCUUAGUUUUAAUCAAGGCAUGAACAUCAAAGUAAUGAUACCACUAUAUCUAAGAAGGUUCUACUGAUGAAAGCCUAGCAAUUUGAUGUAUCUUUUGAUCAUUUCUAAAUUUGUGGAUCUUUUUUAAAAAAUCUCGGAGACUUCAAUUAAUUUGCAGUAUGUCGGGUUGUUUUUUUUUUCUUUUUUCUUUUUUUUUUGUUAGUUGUCUUAAUCAAUAGAACAACUAUUUGAAUCCUCUUAAAUUCCACCCCUUCUGUAUGAAAGAAACCAAUCCAACAAUUACAAUUUGGAGGCGGUUUUUUAUCUUUUUUCAAAAAGAAAAUCUCGAAGUCCUGCUCUUUGUAGUCUUCAAAUAAUUACAAGCAUUAGUAAAGUUUAAUGAAGAAAUGACUUUGAAAAUAUUGCUGAAGUGAAAAUGAGGAAUCAAAAAUGAAAAUUGUCUAAUUUUUUUAGUGGGCUGUUUCUGCAGAGUUACUCCAAAUUCUUUUAAGUAUAAUCAAAUUUCAUAUACAUAAACACACCUGACAUACCAUGGAAUCAUGAGUUUCACGGAUUUUUCAACAAUUGCAUUAAGAAUAAUUAUGAGUUAUCAAUUGGCUGUUGGAUCACUAACCGCACUAAAUCUAUUGUUUAAUUACGUCAGAUCCACUCUCCUUAUUAUAGAAAAUAUCAGGGUCUCCUCAAUCUCCAGGAGCAUGCAAGGAACUUUGUAAUAAUGUAGCAAAAUUUAGAUAAGCGCCUCUGUCUGUUUUUAUGCAGAUUUGUAAUUGAAAA
This is a messenger RNA of Bemisia tabaci, 7610 nucleotides long. It is a transcript of the gene Pka-C1, whose product is annotated as Protein kinase, cAMP-dependent, catalytic subunit 1. Lineage: Eukaryota; Metazoa; Arthropoda; Insecta; Hemiptera; Aleyrodidae. Gene Ontology annotation, molecular function: cAMP-dependent protein kinase activity; ATP binding. The record is from RefSeq and is a predicted model, not a curated record. Gene Ontology annotation, cellular component: nucleus; cytosol; cAMP-dependent protein kinase complex. Gene Ontology annotation, biological process: protein phosphorylation.